This is a messenger RNA of Aspergillus clavatus NRRL 1, 852 nucleotides long. RefSeq names its product putative transcription regulator PAB1642. Lineage: Eukaryota; Fungi; Ascomycota; Eurotiomycetes; Eurotiales; Aspergillaceae. The transcript has a single exon. The coding region runs from base 1 to 852 and encodes 283 amino acids. The record is from RefSeq and is a predicted model, not a curated record.
AUGACCACCCCCCUCACCACCCACCUCCUCAACAUCUCCACCUGCCCACUCUCCAAAGCAACCACCCACCCCUUCCUCCAACAAGCCGGCCGCGGCCAGCUCUCCAAACCGCUGCUGUCGCAAUGGCUCGGCCAGGACCGGCUCUACGCGCAGUCCUACAUCCGCUUCAUCGGCCUCCUGCUGGCCAAGAUCCGCCUCCCGGCCCAUAACCCGGACAGCAGCCAGCCGCACGCCGCCACGGCCGCCCACCGCGCCGUCGACGUCCUCAUCGACGCCCUCGUGAACAUCCGCACCGAGCUGCGCUUCUUCGAAUCCGUCGCCGACGAAUACGCCCUCGACCUCACCUCGCUGCCGGUCGUGACCGAAGAACAGGAGGAGAGCGGCGAUCCCGGGGCCGAUGCGGGAGGCGCCUGCGUGCGCGCCCAGCCGGGCGUCGAGGAAGCUUUCUUCGGCCCCACGCGCAUCACCCAGGCGUACGUGGACAUGUUCAUGUCGGCCGGGGGCGCCGGGGUGUCGGUGCUGGAGGGGAUGGUCGUGCUGUGGGCGACCGAGGUGUGCUAUCUGCAGGCGUGGCGGUAUGCGGCCUCGUUUGGGGCCGCCGGGGGAGCCGGAGCCGGGACGCGGCCCGAGGACGAUGCGGAUGGCGGCGCGCUGCGCCGCCGGUUCAUUCCCAACUGGACGAGUGCCGAGUUUGAGGCGUUUGUGACGCGGAUUGGGGAUGUGGUGGAUGAUUUGGCGGCCGAGGUCAAGGGGGCGGAGGAGCGCGAGGCGCUGCUGGGGAGGUGUGUGCAGUGGUGGAGGCAGGUGUUGUGGCUGGAGGAGCGGUUCUGGCCCGUGGUCAAGAUGGAUUGA